GCCACCAUGUCUUCAUUCUUCGGCCUAGGAAAGACUCGCACGUUCAAGCCCCGCAGAGAUGUGCCGGAGGGUACGAAGCAGUACCAACUGAGGAAGUACGCGGAGGCCACUCUGGGCUCGGGAAACUUGCGGUUAGCCGUGAAGCUGCCUGAUGGCGAGGAUCUUAACGAGUGGUUAGCUGUUCACGCCGUUGAUUUUUUUAACCACCUGAACAUGCUGUACGGCACUGUGACCGAGUUCUGCACACCACAAGAGUGCCCUAUAAUGUCCGCUGGCCCGCGGUACGAAUAUCUUUGGGAAGACGGUGUCAAGUUCAAACGGCCAACCAAACUUCCUGCCCCAGAAUACGUCGACGCACUCAUGAACUGGGCUCAAAGUAUCCUCGAUGACGAGUCUACCUUCCCGAACAAAAUUGGGGUCCCUUUUCCAAGAAACUUCAGGGACACUGUCAGAACGAUUGUGAGGAGGUUAUUCAGGGUUUAUGCCCAUAUAUAUAGCAAUCAUUUCGAUCAAAUUUGUGCUUUGGGCAUUGAAGCACAUCUGAAUACAAGCUAUCGUCACUUCUUCCUCUUCAUCAAUGAGUUCGAUCUCGUAGAUAAGAAAGAGCUCGCACCACUCGACGAAUUGAACCAGGCGAUUCUUGACGAGGAGAAGGGUCGGUGACCGUCUCGUCCUCGGUCUUUCCUCUUCGUUCCUCUCGCCACCUUUUUGGAAAUCUCUUUCCCUCAUCGCAUUCGCCGUUCAACGUUCAGGUCUCGCAUUAAACCCCUGUUUACGCCACUCAUAUCAGGGGUGCAAACUUUUUCCCUCUCGCAUGACACGAAACCCAGAUGUACAACCAUUGUACAUUACAAGGACGAUACCCGGCCGUUCGUCGGAACUGAUACGCCACUCGAUCCCUUUCAAUCCGCUGUGCUUUCGAAUCAUCUAUUUUCCAUACGAACAUGACGAAAUGCAAUCUUUUCG
Messenger RNA from Stereum hirsutum FP-91666 SS1, 966 nucleotides. RefSeq names its product mps one binder kinase activator-like 1. The coding region runs from base 7 to 663 and encodes 218 amino acids. Gene Ontology annotation, molecular function: protein kinase activator activity. Gene Ontology annotation, cellular component: cytoplasm; nucleus. Gene Ontology annotation, biological process: signal transduction; positive regulation of protein phosphorylation; cell division. The record is from RefSeq and is a predicted model, not a curated record. Lineage: Eukaryota; Fungi; Basidiomycota; Agaricomycetes; Russulales; Stereaceae. The transcript has 8 exons.